AUGGAUUCUCUAAUAUCUUCUUCUUCGUCUUCGUCUUUCCGAUCACCAUUUCACCGCCAGCCUCGAAUUCCCACAAACACUCUCCCAAAACCCCUUUCGAAAAUCCCAUCAUGUCACCGAAUCACGCCACAUAUCCUGAGAUCAAAUUUCAAAACACUCCCUGCGGUUUCUCCGGCCCCGGCGGAAACAGAAUCUGCGGCGCCGGAAGAAGCGUCCGAGGCGGAGAGAUUCGAGUGGUACGAGCAGUGGUACCCGGUGUGGGCGGUGUGCGAUCUGGACAAGAGGAGGCCGCACGCGAAGAAGGUGAUGGGGAUUGAUUUGGUGGUGUGGUGGGAUCGGAACGAGAAUGCGUGGAAGGUGUUCGAUGAUAGUUGCCCUCAUCGGUUGGCGCCGCUUUCGGAGGGGAGGAUCGAUCAGUGGGGGAGGCUGCAGUGUGUUUACCACGGCUGGUGCUUUGGUGGCGCCGGCGACUACAAAUUCAUCCCUCAGGCGCCGCGCGACGGCCCUCCGGUCCACACGUCUAAGAAGGCGUGUGUGACCGUUUAUCCCAGUUGUGUUCAAAACGGCAUUGUUUGGUUCUGGCCAAAUCCGGAUCCGCAGUAUAAGGAAAUAUAUUCAACGAAGAAGCCGCAUUACAUCCCAGAACUCGACGAUCCAUCCUUUGCCUACGCGAUGACAUCAAGGGAAAUAGGCUACGGGUAUGAAAUCCUGAUUGAAAAUCUUAUGGACCCUGCUCAUGUUGCAUAUGCACAUUAUGGCGUGAUGGAGACAGAACAAGUGCCCAAGAGUUUGAAGGCCGAUAGAGAAGGAGGGAGACCACUAGAAAUGAGUGUGCAUAAAGUGGAUGUAAAUGGCUUCACUUCGAAGCAAAUAUUCGGGGAGAACAACUUCGUUGCGCCUUGCCUAUUAUACGGCUACUCCGCGCCAAAAAAAGGCCAGAUCACUAACAAGACAUCAUCCGAGGUGGUGUUUUUCCCCGUUCCCCCGGAGAAAAAAGCUAUGCUUGUUUUCUACUGCGUCCCGGUUAGUCCGGGCCAUAGCAGGCUGAUCUACGCGAUUCCUAGGAACUUUGGCGUCCGCAUGCAUCGAAUUGUCCCGCGUUGGAUGCAUCACAUUCUGCAGAACUUGAUUCUUGAUUCAGAUCUCUAUCUUCUUCACAUGGAGGAAAGAAAGUUAAGAAAUGUUGGGGCCCUCAACUGGCAUAAAUCUUGCUAUGUUCCGACAAAGUCCGACGCCCUUGUCGUGGCGUUUAGAAGGUGGCUGAACAAGUACGGCGGCGCACAAGUUAAUUGGAGAGAUAAAUACACCGGAGAGCUUCCGCCAACUCCUCCAAGAGAGCAGCUCUUCGACAGGUACUGGACUCACACUGUGGGUUGCAGCAGCUGCAGCGCAGCGUAUAAGCGUCUCAACGCGCUAGUGACAGCCCUUCAAAUUGUCUCGAUUGCUUCGACUGCAGCCGUAGCCACAGCCAAACAUGGUGCAAUCUCCACCGCUGCAAGGUAUUCUGUGGCUUCAGUGGCUGUGCUGAGCUUUUUGGCUUCAAAAUGGCUGUCCCAUUUCAUCCACAAAACUUUCAUAUGCCAUGACUACGAUCAUGCAUUCGUUUGAUUACUACUCCCUCUGUUUUCGAAUAGAAGUCCCAGUUGUCGGUUUUAAUAGAUUUGUUGAGUGUGUUGUGAGUGAAAUAAGUUUGUAGAAUAUGAAUCACGUCUGCUUAAUCAUUUUAUAGUGUUCAGUUUAAAUAGGUAGUUAUUCUCAAGUAGAGUGUCAAAGUCCCACUUGUUGGUUUUAGAGAAUUGAUUAAGUUUGUUGUGAGUGAAUUAUAACUUAAUGAAUAUGAAUAAUGUGUGUUUAAAUUA
Salvia hispanica is the source of this 1859-nucleotide messenger RNA. RefSeq names its product flavonoid 8-hydroxylase 2, chloroplastic-like. NCBI's taxonomy places the organism in Eukaryota, Viridiplantae, Streptophyta, Magnoliopsida, Lamiales, Lamiaceae. The record is from RefSeq and is a predicted model, not a curated record. Gene Ontology annotation, cellular component: cytoplasm. Gene Ontology annotation, molecular function: chlorophyllide a oxygenase activity; 2 iron, 2 sulfur cluster binding.